Molecule: messenger RNA, 1293 nt
Organism: Cavia porcellus (domestic guinea pig)
Lineage: Eukaryota; Metazoa; Chordata; Mammalia; Rodentia; Caviidae
Product: transmembrane protein 45A-like
Exons: 6
Coding region: 72-926 (284 amino acids)
Source: RefSeq, a predicted model, not a curated record
CAGACUUUUCUUGAUCAGUAAGCAUCUUAUGCCAGGAGUAUUAGCUCUUUAGUGGCACAUCUCCUGUACUCAUGAGCAUGGGUGAAUUGAAUGUACACACAAGUGUGUCCAUAGGAAAUCUUCCAGGUCACCUAUUUGCUGGAACAUGCUGCCUUAUUUUUGGUGUAUGGUGGAGUACCAAAAGUAUUCUGAAGCAUCUCUGCAAAAAGCAAAAGAAGAUUUACUACUUUGAUUCCAAAACUUUUCAUCGAUCAGAAGUGUUGGGAGGAAUUGUAAUAGCCAGCUUUGGCUUCAUUGGUAUGAUUGGGUCAUUGUUUCUCAGUGGAAGGUCCCAUCUCUCUCUUUAUAAAGAAAACCACUGGAACAACCUCAGGGAUUGGCAUCAUAUUACCAUAUACUUUUUCAUUUCGAUGAUAGGCGUGGCCAACAUCUUACGUGUCACCAUUAGUACUCUUCCAGUCUCCUUAACCAAGUUCAUGAUAGCAAAUGCAUUUUUUGUGGAGGCUUUUAUCUUUUACAAUCAUACCCAUGGCCGAGCAAUGUUGGACGCUUUUGUGCACCAGCUGGUGGGCUUCGUCUCCUUUUUGACUGGCUUGGUUGCCUUCAUUGGGCUCUUCAUAGAGAACAAUGUGCUUCUGGAACUCCUGCUGUCAAGCUUCAUCUUCCUGCAAGGGACCUGGUAUUUUCAGAUUGGUUUUGUCCUCUUUCCCCCAAAAGGAAGCCCCACAUGGGAUCUGACGGAUCAUGAAAACAGAGUUUUUAUCUCCAUGUGUUUUUGUUGGCAUUAUGCCAUGGCCUAUAUCAUCAUUGGAGUGAAUUAUGCAUUUGUCGUUUGGUUGAUGAAAUUUAGACUUAAGAAGCUCUGCUCAUCAGAAGUUGGACUCCUGAAAAAUACUGAACCUGAACAAGAAUUAGAAGAGAUGUGAUUCAGGUUAUUUAGAUAAAGCUUUUCUGUUUUACAUUUUCACAUCAAUUUGUUUCUAAAUAUUUUCUGUGCAGAAUAGCUGUCUAACAAUGAUUCUGUACCAUAUGUAUUUUCAUUUUGCUAAAGCAUUUGAAUUGCAAUAUUAUUCUUUUAUCUUUGAAAAUACACUGGGAGAUAAGAUCAUGCUGUAUAUUAUAGUAUUCAGGAGCUACAGUGACUUUUCCAACAUCAUCUAUAGUUUGAUGACAAAGUGCUUGUUUAUAGAUUAUUUGCUUAUUAGAUAUGAUCAAGGCUCACGGGCUUGCUACUAUUUGUAGCUGUUUAUCUUUUUUGUCUUUAUACUUCAAUAAAAAUUAAAUUAGUACACA